UUGGCGCUCUUCAAUCCUGACCGUCCUGGCGCGUUUUUGAAAGCGUAACACAACGUCAAGAAACAUGUAUAUGGACUUUUUUUACUCGGAAUUAUUCGCAGAUUGAGCGGCUAACGGGGUUUCCUCUCGGGUUCGUGUAACCGGGGCCGACAAGUGGAAAAUGUUUGGGGCACUUUCGAGGAGCGGAGCCGCUUUGAGAGGAGCAGCCGGCGGUGUCUGCUAGCUUGUUGUUCUACAUUGUAUACGACUGGAAAAAACAAACAGCUGGACGCCUCACACGAUGAACUUUGCCUCUAAUGUUAAUUCUCACACAUACGGAGAAGUGUACAAUAAAAGGCGAGAAGGGGGUUUCCUCUAAAGCUGAAGGAAGUUACCUGCUCUGUAUUAUCGGUCUUAAAUUAUGGCUGGUGUUGUGGCUAUGGCAUCUGUCAUCGAGGACUUUGACACCCAGCCUUGCAAGAAAUCUCGCAAAGAUGCUGUCAGUCCCGUCGUCAAGACAAUCACAAACUAUUUCUCACCUGUGCCAAAGCCUGCAGAGAAACCCUUUUCUCCUCCUCGCUCCAACAACAUCAGGGACUACUUCAGCCGGAAGGCUCCGUCCUCUAAGGAUAAAAGCGGCUCACCCGAGCAAUCAAAAGAGAACUGUCAGACAUCUCAGCCUGCAGAGAAACACACGGUGAGAGAGGCAGGGGCGAAACAGCCGACUCAGAAACGGAGCCGAAAGGCCAGCAAAGCAGCAAGGAAAUUGGUGGAGGCUGAACCUGUUAACUCCACAUCGGAUGAGAGCUGCAUGAUUGUGGAAGAGCAACAUGAUAGCAGAGACUCAGCAGCAGGAGCAAUAAGCAGCUGUGGCAUUCUUGGCAGUGAUGCAGCGGCCCUGCUGGUCCAGCUCAGCGCCGAGGCUUGUAUCUCUCCGGGAAAAUCGGAAGUGAAUGACUCUGAAACUGUCGGCUUCGAGCAGGCUAAAAAAUCCGAAAGUCAUCAUGAGGAUAGUUCCAAACAUAAACCAGAAAUUGAAUGUAUCCAAUUAUCGCCAAUUGCACCCCAAAAAGAGAAAGCAAAACAAGUCAAAACUGUUGCAAGAAAUUCUCGAAAAAGGCUGCAACAGGAGGAAAAGGAUUCAAAACCAGAGGAGAAAGAGAAUGAGAGUUCCUUGUGUGAUGUCAGUAUGGAAGUCAACGUGGAUGAGACUUCUCAGCUGAACAGCACGGUCACCAUCUCCUUCGAGGAUUUUGUGCGGAGUCAGGGUCAGGAUGGGGUGGAAGGAGAGGACACAAGAGAUGAACGGGGCAAAGCAGGUGACGGUGAGAUCACAACAGAUUCAGAAGAAAUGGACAUUGAGCAGAUGGAAAUCUCUAAAGCUGAGGAAAAGGUUGUUUCUACGGAGCCAAUACUACAAGUCUCACCUCGAACACUAACCAUCCAGGCUGAAGUGCAUACAGUCUCACCCAAAACGGACGCUAAGGCUGGAGGGAAGGUAGCUUCCAUCUUCAACAGGAGGAAAGGAGCGGCGAGUCCUGCUGAAUUAAAAUCAACUUCAGAGAUGGAGGCUGGAAAACAACUUCCUUCUCCCUCUCUGACUGUCAAGCGGAAAUCCAAUGUGGUUCUUCAGGAGGAAGAUCUAGAGCUCUCUGUGCUCGAGAGCGAAUCCACGGCAAAGUGCAGCGACGCGGAGAGGAAGCAGUUCAUGGCGGCCUUCAAACGGCCCGGUGUGGAUGGGUCCAAAACCAAGCCUGCUAAGAGCCAGGGCAAGCAGAAGCAAGCCGGGGAGGAGGCAGAGAAAGUGGCUGAGGAGGACGACGAAAGACAGACCUCUGUCGAGCAAGAGCCUGCUCCCUCUGUGGAAAACAAAGCUGCGAAAAAGAAGAAACCAGCAAAGAAAGGCAGACGGAAAGGUCAAGAAAAAGAGGCUGUCACCCCUCUGCCUCCUGCUCCUGUGGAAGAAACAGUCGCCCACAGUGUUGAGGUCGAUGAUAAGAAAGAGGAACUUCCCAUGACCUCUACUCCUUGCAUCCCAGCAGUAAGGAGGUCCAGGAGGGAGGCUGCUGUUAGAAAAACACCCGAGGCCACUCUGACAACUCCUAUAAGAAAGACCAGGAAACAAAUCGAGUCGAAGGAGGACGCUGCAGCUGCUGAUUUACCCGACGACAGCCCUGCAGACGUGUCCACCCCAAGGAGACGCCGGUCCAAACACGGAGUCUUUGUAGCAGAGAUGCUGUGCCCACCUGACAAACAACAAAGUCCAAUCAGGAUCAAGUUCACGAGAGUUCAGAGGAAUGUCUCCUCGACCAAACCUGAAAGUGGAAGUGGCAAAAACACACCUGUGGCUGCUAAAGCAUCAAGUGAUGCUAAAAAAAGGAAGCAGGCGAAGAAGUUGGUGGAGAAAGCCAAAGUGAUUCAGCAAAGUAAAAAAGCUGUGGUCAAGGAGAAAGGCACCGUAAGGCGAUCGUCACGAGCCGAGGCCUCCGCCAAGAGGAGCUACUGUGAAGACGAGGAUUCUGUGAUUUGUCUGGAGGAAAGUCAGUCUGAAGCACCUGAAAAGACUCAGAAGUCUUUACGAAGUCUAAAUGACGUUCUGGGAAAAGCAACAUCUGCAGGCUCCAAAGUGUCGUCGCUGGCUCAAGAGAAAUCUGCCCGUAAGGUGUCCAUCUUUGAUGACAGCAGCCACGACGGCUCUGAGAGCACGCAGGAUGACGAGCAGUUCAGGGCGCGCAGAGAGUUCCUGAAGAGCGGCCUGCCCGAGUCUUUUAAGAAACAGAUCGCCAAGACCGCUGCGAGCAAGGAGGCGUACUCGCUGUCCUGUUCCUCCUUUCAGCCAGUGAUUCACGUACAGCAGCAACUAAUCGAUCGUCCUCUUUGGAGUCUGCUGUGGCCAGAGCCUUCGUCACUGCGUCAUCUUAAAGAGCUCUGGUGCCAAACAUUCAGCCCACUCCAACCCGUCUGUGGCGUCCUCUGCACGAAGACAAAACCCGCCUGCAGAGCCUCUUUUGAACGAGGUUCUGGUUGGAGGCCUGAGAUCUCUGAAGGUGCUCGUCAGCUUCUCAUGGAAGAGGUCCGAAAGUCAAACCCGUCCUUCCCGGUUCAGAUGUUCCUCAGUCGCUUCCUGAAGAGACGCACUGACCACCAGCAGCAGAGCACGGCCUCAGUAGAGCCAGAGGCUGCAACGAAAGACCCGAGUUCAGCAGGAGGGAAGAGAAAGAGGGCGGACGAUGACGGGGAAACAACAGUGAAGGUCGCUAAGAAGCAACGUGCCAACUCUACGCAAGAGAAGAUUUCAACGUCUGAGCCCGAGCUGACAAAAAGGGGAGGCCGUACGAGGCGAGGGCAGAGAGCCAAGCAGGAGGACGGGGGGACUGAGAAAACCAAGCCUUCAGUUAAAGCUUCUCCCAUCCCACCUGAAGACGACUCUGUGGUCGUGGUCGAUGACGUCCUUUUGGUAGAUGAUGAUGCAGAGAAAAAAGAUGUGGUGAAGGAGGACGUGUUAUGGACAGACAAAUAUCAGCCCCAGCACUCGAGUGACAUCAUCGGAAACCCCGCUUCAGUGAGGAGGCUGCACAGCUGGCUCAAGGAAUGGAAACUCCGUACGGACAGGGAAGAGAGGAAAAAGCAGAAAGAGAAGAAACAAGAGGAAAGCAGCAAUGACUCAGACUGCGGAGAAGACGACUCCCAGGACGGAGACGACAUGUUGUGCAACACGAUGAUCAUCACAGGACCCACUGGAGUAGGAAAGACUGCCGCUGUUUAUGCUUGUGCUCAGGAGCUCGGCUUCAAGGUGUUCGAGGUGAAUGCUUCUUCUCAGCGGAGUGGCCGUCUUAUCCUGUCCCAGCUGAAGGAAGCCACACAGUCGCACCAGGUGGACAGUCAGGGGGUCAACGCCCACAAACCCACCUACUUCAACAGCUACGGCACGAGCAGCAGCGCCGGAAUCAUGAGGGCAGGGUCCUCCCCCAGGAAGAUCAACUCUCCUCGUCGGGUGGUUUCCUCUCCCAGGAAACAUCCCCAGUCCCCAAGAGGUGCUAAAAGAGGAGGCUUGGCUCCCACGGCUUUAGCUAACUUUUUCAAAAUGGGCGGACCCACCAACAAGGAGACGCCUAACACUAAGAAGAACGAGCAAACUGAAGCAUCCAAGAAAGACGUGAAAGCGAAUGAUACUGCAAAUAAGCGCAAAGCCUCAGUCGUCAAAUCAGCGACAUCCACCACCCCUAAAGAGAAAAGUAACGAGGAGCAGAACAAGAAGACAGCAACCUCGCUCAUCCUGUUCGAAGAAGUGGAUGUGAUUUUUGAUGAUGACUCUGGUUUUCUGGCUGCCAUCAAAACAUUUAUGAGCACCACCAAGAGACCGGUCAUCCUCACGACCAGCGAUCCGGCUUUCAGCUCCAUGUUUGAUGGAAACUUUGAAGAGAUCCUUUUCAAAUCUCCGUCAGUGGUGGAUGUGAGCAGCUUCCUGAGGCUGUUGUGUCUGACCGAGGACGUCAGGACGGACCAAUCUGACGUCAGCUCUCUGCUCCGACUCAACGACUGUGACAUCAGGCAGAGUUUACUGCAGCUGCAGUUCUGGACUCGCAGUGGAGGAAGAGGACACCACAGUGUGACUGGGCCAUUGACCCAAGCUUGCAAAAAUGCUGAAACAAAACCAGAGACGGAUGAAAAGGCAGCGUGCACUCUUCCUCCCUGCGACAGCGGCUGCACUGAGAGCUUGCUCGGUCUGCUGAACUCAGAAACAGAGAGAGACAUGUGGCAGCUGCUCGAGAGCCGGAGUCUGGUGGAGGAGGAGUUGUGCUUUGAGCGGCUGACGAACAGCAGGCGACGAGGAGUGGACCUGCUCUAUUCCAACAUGGAGAUGCUGUUACCUGUACCAUGCACACAGCUGACUACCUCUACCUACAAGCUGCCGCUGCCUCCUCCUCCAUCUCAGGACCCUCCCUCUGAUACACUGCCGUCACACCAGAGGUUGUUGCUCACGUCGGAGUCAGCAGACUUCUCAGAUGAUAGCAGUCCAGUUAAAAUGUCCAACAGAAUGAGGAAGAACAAGAGGAGGCAUUGUUUACCUGAACGGGAAGGACUAGACUCGGACUCAGACUCAGAAGACAAUUUUCUGUCUCUCCGCAAGCCGCAGGAAGCUCCUCCAGCAAAGGAGGAAACCACACAGAGUUUAGUCUCAGAGAAGGUAAAGAGGACGCCGCUGACUCCUGAGGAGCGGGCUAAAAGUCUCCCAGUGUCCCGGGGUCUAGAAUCAAUGGCAGACUUCUUUGAUAACAUGUCCUACAUGGACUCCUCCCUGUUAGUCCGAUCAGAAGGGGUUGACAGUGCUCAGAGAAGGUCACAAACCGGUGCAGUGGUGAAAGAUGGGAUGACCGACGAGCCAAGAAUUGACAUGGGCCGAGUGAGCGGGGAGCUCGUCUGGGAGAUCCCGGCUGCUGUGGAGGCUCUGAGCUUCCAGAAGUGUCGGGUUUCGGUGGCGGAGGCGUGGGAGAAAGCACAACAUCUGGAGGGUGACGUUGGAAAGGAGGCCGCGGCAGAACUCAGCCUCCCUGUGGCCGCUCACCGUGAAGGUUUCAGCUUCUCUCAGGACGGCUUGUGUCGAACACAGCUGGUCCAGCGGAGGAGAGAGGUGAUGGAGAGUCUGAUGGUCAGAGGAGUAUUUGGUUCUCUCUGUAACAGACCUGCAGCUGCUCUCGACUAUAUGCCGGCCCUGCGCACCAUCUGCAGAUCGGAGCAGUUGAAGGAGCAGGGCAAGGUCAAACGAAGGUUCCUGCACUACCUCGAUUCAGUCAGCCUGGGUCUUGAAAAGAGCACUCUGCAGCACCUCGCUGAAGACUUCCCUUGAAGAGAAGACGACGUGUCCUAACUUAAAAAAAAAAAAACUGUCCUUAAAGUGGGGCGCAAUGUUUUUUAAAGGUCACACUUAAACGUUGUGUUUGCAGCACAAAGAGUCGCAGUUGGGCUAAAGCAUGAAUCAGCGUUGCCGGCCUCUCGUCUCUUCUUGGUGCUGGGCUGCAGCAGGAGUCGGUGUUUGUGCACAAAGGUGAAGCUUUUCCUCCGAGAUACAAAUGACUGAAUCACUGCAUACAGGAGAGGAAGUGUCACCUGAAGGCGGCACUCCUAAUCGCCCUCUGGGACUUUGGUGCUCAUUAAGAAUGCACUAAUAACUACUUUGCAAGGUUUUUUUGUAUGAAGCUGUUGAGGAGUGUUUGAUUUGUACAGUAGUGUUUUACACAUUCACAAUCUACCAGCCUCCUUUGCAUUUUGCAAAGUGUUUUUAUCGAAUAGAAGUGUGUGUCUUUAAGGAUUUGUAUGAGAUUCAUAUGUAAAAUAGUUUGUGUCUGUACCUGUAAGUUGUAAUCCUCCACACAAAGAACCACAAUGCACUCAGACUUUCUGCUUCUCUUUGAGUUCAAGAGGGCGGACAGCUUUCAGCAGAGAAUCCUGCUUUAUCUGUUUUAGCCUUAAAUGUCACCUGAACACUCAUAACAGUUUUUUUUUCUUCUUGAUUUCAAUUUGAGCAUUUUGUGCUUUGUAGCCUUUAAUCUGUACACCUUUUCACUGUGGGUUUUGUUGUGACUAAAUAAAGGUUUAUCACAACCAAAUGAA
Labrus bergylta (ballan wrasse) is the source of this 6591-nucleotide messenger RNA. RefSeq names its product ATPase family AAA domain containing 5a (gene atad5a). Gene Ontology annotation, cellular component: nucleus. The record is from RefSeq and is a predicted model, not a curated record. Gene Ontology annotation, molecular function: DNA binding; ATP binding; ATP hydrolysis activity. NCBI's taxonomy places the organism in Eukaryota, Metazoa, Chordata, Actinopteri, Labriformes, Labridae.